AUGAAGAAUGUUUUGCUUGGAUACGUUAAAAAAAGGAAGCGAUUUAAGGAAUUGAAUAAUAAUAAAAAAGGGAUAGAAAAAAAGUUUGUAUCAAAAAUAGGUGGGAAACCAUACUGGCUCGAUAGAAUAAAUUUACCAGAAGAAGAUACCUUUAAGUGUAUACUAUGUAAUGAGUUAUUAUCAUUUUUAUUGCAAAUAUAUGCACCUAUUGAUAAUAUAGGACAUUGUUUCCAUAGAUGUUUAUAUUUAUUUGUAUGUUUUAAAUGUGGAGAUCAAGUUAAAUGUUUUAGAACCCAAUUGCCCAGAAAUAAUCCAUAUUAUAAUUUUUAUUUAGCUAGUAAUUUGAAUACCAAUUCGAAUGAAAAUGAUAGUAGUUCUAGUGAAUCAGAUCAUGAUAAUAUAGAAAUUAUAAAAAAUGGAAAAAUUUCAAAUAAUUUUGAAAAUGAACCCAAUGAAUUUACAUCUACAGAAAAUGAUUCUAGUGAUAACGAUUCAGAUGUAGAUGCAACAAAAUACAGAGAUUUAAAUUCAACAAAUUUAGUAACAGUUUCUGAAGAUUUAAACAAUUCAACUACUAUAUCUACUGAUAUAUGUAGCACUAUAUGUCCUGACGAUUUAGGAAAUACACCUCCUCAUAAAUUUUUAAUUUUAAAUAAAACUGACAUUAUUAACAAAAAUAAAGAAGAUGUGAAAUUAACUGAAAAGAAUGAAUCUAGCAAUAUAAACAAAAUGAAUAAUAUAAAUAAAGAAAUUUUUGACAAACAUGUAGAAUAUCUUUUAUGUUGUAAUAGAUGUGGUAUACCAUGUAAAGAUAAAAAAAAUAAUUUAGAAAAAAAAAAUAUAAAAUAUCAUAAAAAAUGUGAAAUGAAAAAACAUAUAAUUAUUUUAGAAAAUAAAAUAAAUAUAAAUGACGAAUAUGAUUGCGAAAGUAGUAGUAUAGGAUCUGAUAAUUAUUCUGAUGAUAGUGAAGAGUAUACUGAGCAGGUAGAAAAAGUGGAAAAAUAUGACAAUGCAGAUGCAGUGGAAAAUGAGGAUGAAAUCGAUGUAUCUGAAAUGAAAGCAAUGGAAGAUAUACAAAAAGAUGUAUUUAAGAAUAGGCAAAUAGAUAAUGUAUUUUUAAAUUAUAUUAAAAAGAUAUCUAGAUUUCCUAAACAAAUUAUUCGAUACUCUUAUAAGGGUAAUCCUUUAUAUGCAACAGAUGAUUUCCAAAAUAAAAAUAAAAAUAAUAUAUAUUAUAAAGAAUAUGAUGAUAAAAAAAAACCUAUUACUUUUGAAAAUAUACCAAAUUGUUAUAUAUGUAAAAAAAGAAAAGUUUUCGAAUUUCAAGUUUUAUCUACAAUAAUUAAUUAUUUAAAAAUCAAAAAUAAUAAUUUAGACAAUCCUGAACCACAAAUGAAUCUAAAAUUUAUGACUAUAAAUAUAUAUACAUGUGAAAAUAAUUGUGAUAUAUAUGAUAUUAACAAUAUAAAACAAAAAACAAAUAUAUCACAUCUAAGUAGAUAUAUACAGGAAUAUGUUCAUGUACAAGUUGAAAAUUAA
Plasmodium yoelii is the source of this 1539-nucleotide messenger RNA. RefSeq lists its product as uncharacterized. The record is from RefSeq and is a predicted model, not a curated record. The transcript has a single exon. NCBI's taxonomy places the organism in Eukaryota, Apicomplexa, Aconoidasida, Haemosporida, Plasmodiidae. Bases 1 to 1539 code for a protein of 512 amino acids. Gene Ontology annotation, cellular component: cytoplasm.